UUAAUGGGGAAUUUUUUUUCAACGAAUGUUCUCGAUUAUUUUGACGUCCAUUGAAGACUUUCAUAGAAAACGUGACUUCCUAAAUUUUCGCAAAAAUGUUCGGAGGACAAGGCCCGAUAAUUGUUCUGAGUCAGAACACAAAGCGAGAUUCAGGACGAAAAGUUCAGCUGGAAAACAUCGCAGCCGGCAAGGCCAUUGCGGAUGUCAUCCGGACAUGCUUGGGUCCCCAGGCAAUGCUGAAGAUGCUCAUGGAUCCCAUGGGGGGCAUUGUGAUGACAAACGACGGAAAUGCUAUCCUCCGCGAGAUCACAGUGCAGCAUCCGGCUGCAAAGAGUAUGAUCGAGAUUGCCAGGACGCAAGACGAGGAGGUGGGGGAUGGAACGACAUCCGUGAUUGUGCUCGCGGGGGAGAUGUUGGCUGUGGCUGAGCCAUUUUUGUCACAACAAAUUCAUCCCACUGUCAUCAUCCGGGCGUACCGGGAAGCCCUGGAGGACAUUCAGAAGAUCGCAGAGAACGAGCUGAGCAUCCCGCUCGAUCGCUCUGACAAGAAGCGCCUGGCUCAGGUGGUGGAAUCGUGCAUUGGAACGAAAUUCAUCGGCAGAUGGUCAGAGUUGGCAGUGAAAAUUGCUCUGGAGGCAGUGGAGACGGUAAUGAUCACGGAGAAUGGACGUACAGAGGUGGACAUUAAGCGGUAUGCAAAGGUAGAAAAGGUCCCCGGAGGAUCCAUUGAUGAAUCCUGCGUGCUGCGUGGUGUGAUGCUGAAUAAGGAUGUGACGCAUCCCAAGAUGAAGCGCUACAUUGAAAAUCCCAAGAUUGUGCUCCUGGACUGCCCGCUGGAGUACAAGAAGGGCGAGAGUCAGACGAAUGUGGAAAUUGUCGCAGAGACGGACUUUACGCGGAUGCUGCAAAUUGAGGAAGAGCACGUACAGCGUAUCUGCAAGGAUAUCAUCGAUGUGAAGCCCGAUGUGGUCUUCACGGAGAAAGGUGUGUCAGAUCUCGCACAGCACUACCUCGGAAAUGCUGGAAUCACUGUUAUUCGACGCGUCCGGAAGACAGACAACCUCCGGAUUGCCCGUGCUUGUGGAGCCACCAUUGUGAAUCGCACGGAAGAGCUGCAAGAGAAGGACAUUGGCACGGGAUGUGGCCUUUUUGAGGUGAAGAAGAUCGGCGAUGAAUACUUCACAUUCAUCACAAACUGCAAGGAUCCCAAGGCGUGUACAAUCCUCCUCCGUGGCGCCUCAAAGGACAUUCUCAGUGAGACAGAGCGUAAUCUGCAGGAUGCUCUGCAUGUGGCGAAGAAUCUGGUGCUGGAACCACGUCUCGUGCCUGGUGGAGGUGCCAUCGAAAUGGCCAUUUCGCAGGCACUCACGCGCAAACAAGUACAGGGCCCUUAUCGUGCUGUUGCAAAUGCCCUGGAAAUCAUUCCCAAGACUCUCGCUCAGAACUGUGGCGCCAACAUCAUCCGCACCCUCACAGCGCUUCGGGCUAAGCAUGCCUCACACACUGGCGAUGGCAUCUGCACCUGGGGCAUCGACGGGGAGUCUGGCCAGCUUGUCGACAUGAAUGUUCGUGGCAUUUGGGAGCCGAUCUCCGUGAAGCUGCAGGUGUACAAGACGGCCGUUGAGACAGCCAUCCUCCUGUUGCGCAUCGAUGACAUCGUGUCGGGAUCCAAGAAGAAGGCAAAGGACAACGAACCUGCCACGCCGUCUCAAAUGGCUGCUGCUGAAGCCUAAAUUUUCUCCUGCCUGUGGCUGGUUCCUUCUCAUUUUCUGCAUUAACCACACUUGAUUUAAUUCAAUCACACGUAUUUUUGUAUUACUACCCUCAUAAUAAGCUUGUGUGCCCCAGUAGUUUCAAAUAAAAUCAUUAAUUGAAUUAA
Lutzomyia longipalpis is the source of this 1879-nucleotide messenger RNA. RefSeq names its product T-complex protein 1 subunit gamma (gene CCT3). The transcript is spliced from 3 exons. Lineage: Eukaryota; Metazoa; Arthropoda; Insecta; Diptera; Psychodidae. Gene Ontology annotation, molecular function: ATP-dependent protein folding chaperone; ATP hydrolysis activity; ATP binding. The coding region runs from base 96 to 1733 and encodes 545 amino acids. Gene Ontology annotation, cellular component: chaperonin-containing T-complex. The record is from RefSeq and is a predicted model, not a curated record. Gene Ontology annotation, biological process: protein folding.